This is a messenger RNA of Trichechus manatus latirostris (Florida manatee), 674 nucleotides long. RefSeq names its product ASNSD1 upstream open reading frame (gene ASDURF). NCBI's taxonomy places the organism in Eukaryota, Metazoa, Chordata, Mammalia, Sirenia, Trichechidae. The record is from RefSeq and is a predicted model, not a curated record. The transcript has 4 exons. The coding region runs from base 88 to 393 and encodes 101 amino acids.
CCGCCGAGGGUGCGCACGCGCAGAGGUUGGCGGCUGGAGUCAACUAGGGCGUGUGUGGUGCAGUGGUCUGUGUGCAUCUUUCGUUCCAUGGAGAUGCCCAGCUCCCGGGCGCACCCAGAGGACAGCACUGAGCUGGUCCCUUCCGACAACUCGACCCCGCACAGAGAGGACCUUAGCAGCAAGAUCAAAGAACAAAAAAUUGUUGUAGAUGAACUUUCUAACCUGAAGAAAAACAGGAAAGUAUAUAAGCAGCAGCAAAACAGCAACAUAUUCUUUCUUGCAGACCGAACAGAAAUGCUUUCUGAAAGCAAAAAUACAUUGGAUGAACUGAAAAAAGAAUACCAAGAAAUAGAAAAUUUAGAGAAGACCAAAAUCAAGAAAUCGUCAUCUUAAUUUCAUAUAACAAUGUGUGGCAUUUGUUGUUCUGUAAACUUUUCUGUUGAGCAUUUCAGCAAAGAUUUGAAAGAGGAUUUACUGUACAAUCUUAAACAACGUGGACCCAAUAGUAGUAAACAGUUGUUAAAAUCUGAUGUUAACUACCAGUGUUUAUUUUCUGGACAUGUCCUUCACUUGAGAGGUGUUUUGACUCCCCAGCCUGUGGAAGAUGAAAGAGGCAAUGUGUUCCUGUGGAAUGGAGAAGUCUUUAAUGGAAUAAUGGUUGAGGCUGAAGAGAA